AUGGUCGCGCCCGCUGUCCCUGAGAUCCACGAGGAGGAGGAAAUCUACGUUGCUGUCGAUGCGCGCUCCGAGUCUUUGCAGAGCUUGCGGGAAUUGGGUCCCCCGGACCUGGUAUACCUAGUCAAGCAGCCCAAGGCCAAUUCAACCCGCCAGACCGGUGUAUACCACCACGCAACUGGAAUCGAUGCCUCUUCCUCCGCUAGCCUUGCCGCCUAUGUCAACACCCUUACUUUCUCCCCUCUCGAUAAGACACACAAAGUUGUAUCCGGAAUCUACUGCUGCUACAAUGCAUUCUCCCACCUGGACAUGCGAGUCGAAGUCAAGAUUCCCGGAAGUUUGGAAGCCUACUGCAUUGACGAACGUGGCGAUAAGCGUGUGGCUACGGAGGCUCUCUGGCUGGAAACUUUUCUCUGCGCCGUACUGAGAGCUUAUCUGUACGCCGAUGACGGAAAUGGAGACCAGAUCAAAAAGAUUGUCGGAGUCCGUCGCUUUAACCCAAUCACCAACACGGAAAUGGAACACAAGUUCCUGGAUGCUGCUGAGAAAUUGUUCUUCCUUGGACGUCAACUCAGCUCCGAUCCCGAAACCCAAGUUCCGAACACCGUCAGCAAUCACCUCACAUCGGGCAUUCUCAAAUACAUCCACACGACCGGUCGUUACACAUCUGGCAUCAACUUGUUUGAGAAGCUGCGUACAAGAGAUGUCGAAGUUUCGUCCCUCCUGGCUCGGGUACAGUUGAUGGCCGACGAGGAGGUUCAAGCAGUGCGGCUUAUGUACGACGCUUUGCAAGAUGUCCCCAUGGACUACGCACUGUUAGACUGCCAAGCAUCGUUUUGCCAGACUAAGGGCGAGGGAGAAAUGGCACUGGAGUGUGCUAAACGGGCCGUUACAGCUGCCCCCAGCGAGUUCAGCACUUGGGCUCGACUAGCAGAGGUUUAUGUCAGCUUGGAACAGUGGGAUUUGGCACUUCUAACCCUUAACUCCUGCCCCAUGUUCACCUAUCAGGAUAAGGAUACUCCGCGCAUGCCACAGCCGUCUCGUAUUAUGCUUCCUAUCCUUUCAGAGAGCAUCCUCGAUGAAAUUGAUGAAGGUCAACCCAAGCAAGGCGAUCCCCACGACUACAUCCAUCCCUCCCUUCGGAAGUUACACGCCGCUGGCUACCAAGGAACAUUCCUGAAGGCCUACAACAUUUUGACAAAGGUCGCCGCGGCGAUCGGAUGGGAUCAAUUACUGAGAGCUCGAAGUGAAGUGUUCGUUAUGGAAGAGGAAUACCGUGUUGAGCGACAACAUGUGCCUAAACCUGCGCAUUCGCUCGAAGCCGAAACCAAUGGUGCCAUUGUUGAUAAGGAUAACGAGGAAGAUUCCACAUCCGUCUCGGGUCCUGGCCCAGCAGAGUCUUCCACUGGGGCUGCCACGAACGGUACCAGCGACAAACCUCAGGGCGAAGACACCAUUGAGCGUCCUGAGCAAACAGUUGCUUCGGAGGUGGUCAAGUCGGGUAAUGAUGAUCCGGACCCUUCGCACAGCGCAUACACACAGUUCCGCCACAAGCGUCUGUGUGAGCGAUGGUUAGAUAACCUGUUUAUGGUUCUGUACGAGGACCUCCGUAUUUACACCAUUUGGCGAACGGAAAUGGCGCAAUUCCGCCAGCAGGCGAUAGAGUACAAGAAGUCCCCCGCCGAGUGGGAAAUUCUAGGCGAGCUCGCCGAAAGACUUCACCACUUUGACGAGGGUAUUGAGGCGUAUCAAAGCUGUCUGGCGACUCGCUUCUCCCCCAAGGCCAUGCGCGGUGUUUUGAAACUAUACGAGCAGAGGAAUGAUACACGGUCAAUUCUGGGUGCACUGAUUCGUCUGAUCGCAUGGCAAUACCGCUGGUACUCCGAGUUCUCACCGGAGCUGUUGUUCUUGAUGCGCAAGCUCAUUGAGGAUGAGGGUGCCGUCAAAGUACGCAGUAUUGUGCAGGCCACCAACUUGCCUCAGCCUGUCCUGGAUCUCACACAUCAGUACUGCCAGUUGUGCGCAACAUUCCGAAGCAGUGGUAGCGAUACUUAA
Messenger RNA from Penicillium verhagenii, 2052 nucleotides. RefSeq names its product ChAPs family protein. NCBI's taxonomy places the organism in Eukaryota, Fungi, Ascomycota, Eurotiomycetes, Eurotiales, Aspergillaceae. The record is from RefSeq and is a predicted model, not a curated record. The coding region runs from base 1 to 2052 and encodes 683 amino acids. Gene Ontology annotation, cellular component: exomer complex. The transcript has 7 exons. Gene Ontology annotation, molecular function: protein binding. Gene Ontology annotation, biological process: Golgi to plasma membrane transport.